AUGGCUCAAAUGACGCUGAACGUUGAGAAGACGGUGAUCCCUGACGGUGGGAAAAGAGCGUACGUCACUUUCCUCGCUGGAAACAAAGACUACUGGAUGGGUGUGGUUGGUCUAGCUAAAGGACUUCGUAAGGUGAACUCUGCUUAUCCUCUUGUUGUGGCGACUCUCCCAGACGUGCCUGAGGAACACCGUCAAAUCCUGGUGGCUCAGGGAUGCAUCAUUCGUGACAUUGAACCCGUCCAUCCCCCGGAAAACCAAACCGGUUACUCCAUGGCGUAUUACGUUAUCAACUACUCCAAGCUUCGUAUUUGGGAGUUUGUGGAGUAUGAGAGGAUGAUAUAUCUUGAUGGAGAUAUACAAGUGUUUAGUAACAUCGAUCAUCUUUUCGAUGCUCCUCGUGGCUACUUGUACGCCGUCAAAGAUUGCUUUUGCGAGAUAUCUUGGUCCAAAUCUCCACAAUACAAAAUUGGUUACUGCCAACAGUGCCCUGAAAAGGUGACGUGGCCUGUCGAAAGCCUCGGCUCUCCACCGCCGGUAUAUUUCAAUGCUGGUAUGUUGGUUUUUGAACCAAAUCUCGUCUCUUACGAGGAUCUCCUUCGUGUUGUUCAAAUCACGACUCCAACUCUUUUUGCCGAACAGGAUUUUCUGAAUAUGUACUUCAGAGACAUUUACAAACCAAUCCCCUCGACCUACAACCUUGUAUUGGCUAUGCUUUGGCGUCAUCCUGAACAUGUUGACCUUGACCAAAUCAGUGUUGUUCAUUACUGUGCUAAUGGUUCAAAGCCUUGGAGAUACAAUGGGGCUGAAGAGCAUAUGGAUCGAGAAGACAUAAAAAUGUUGGUGAAAAAAUGGUGGGAGAUUUACGAGGAUACGAGUUUAGACUACAAAUACUUCGUUGAGAGUGACUCUAAGCCGAAUCCGAUCAUUGCACCCUUGGCUUCCAAAGAAUCUGUUGGCGAUGUCCUCACCAACCUUGCCCCCUCCGCCGCAUAA
Messenger RNA from Camelina sativa (false flax), 993 nucleotides. Its product is annotated as galactinol synthase 6-like. Gene Ontology annotation, molecular function: glycosyltransferase activity. The record is from RefSeq and is a predicted model, not a curated record. NCBI's taxonomy places the organism in Eukaryota, Viridiplantae, Streptophyta, Magnoliopsida, Brassicales, Brassicaceae.